Molecule: messenger RNA, 3209 nt
Organism: Betta splendens (Siamese fighting fish)
Lineage: Eukaryota; Metazoa; Chordata; Actinopteri; Anabantiformes; Osphronemidae
Gene: nkain4
Product: sodium/potassium transporting ATPase interacting 4
Exons: 7
Coding region: 792-1424 (210 amino acids)
Biological process (GO): regulation of sodium ion transport
Source: RefSeq, a predicted model, not a curated record
UCAACAUAAGCAGAAUAAUGAAUUCAGCCGGUGCGGCGAAUCAGUAAAAAAGCAAACAAACAGGAGAAGAUCGUCUGCGGGUUCGGGUGAUAGAAAUUUGGCAUCCAUUUUGGGUAAUGACCUGCUGCUGUAAUGAUGUGGGGCGCAGUGUUUUGUUUCGUGGCCGCCACUAGAUGGCGCCAGAUGUCCGUCAACGACAGCAGCCGAUUUAAACUUCUCAACACGAGCGUCAUGAAAGUCUAUAAAAUGUGUCGAUGAAGAAACACACAAGCGAAAACACUCAUGGGUGUCAUGAGUUAAUGUUUGGAACAGGCGUUCAAAGUGUAAAUGUAAUUGAAACUUUUCAAUUCGCCUAAUAUGAACUGACGUCACCAUGGUAAUAAAUUGGUUCCCUGUCUCUUAAUUGUUUUGAACUAACAAGCACCGUCCACCGCCUCAGCGUCGGGCGGGAGACUACACCCCGCACCGUCCCACCGCCUCGCCGCCUCCCCCCCUCCCUCCCACUCUCCUCCCCCUCCUCCCCCUCCACCACCGGCUCGCAGCCAUCCACCAGGCAGUCACCUCAAGUGCGACCGGACGGCGGAGCGACGGCAGACGCGCAGAUCCACGGAGCCGCUUCACUGCUUCAACUAAGAGAGGAAGAGCAGAGGGAGCAGGAGACGGAGGACAGGAGGAAGAGAAUGAGACUCCGGUGUCUGCGCCAGGACUGAGGGUGGUCGCUACGCUGAAGGAUCCUCCGACCCGUUUCCAAGUCCUUUUCUCCCGACAGUCACGUUUUCAGCGCGGACACAAUGGGCUGCUGCAGCGGGCGAUGCACCCUCAUCUUCAUCUGCACUUUACAGCUGGUGCUGGCGUUGGAGCGGCAGGUCUUUGACUUCCUGGGUUACCAGUGGGCCCCCAUCCUGGCCAACUUCUUCCACAUCAUCAUCGUCAUCCUUGGCCUCUUUGGCACCAUUCAGUACCGGCCGCGCUACAUUGUUGUGUACACAGUCUGGGCCGCCGUGUGGGUCGCCUGGAACAUCUUCAUCAUCUGCUUCUACCUGGAUGUAGGAGGCCUGUCCAAGGACAGCGACCUGCUCACGUUUAACAUCUCCGCCCAUCACUCGUGGUGGAGCGAACACGGGCCGGGCUGCGUGAGGAAGGAGAUGCCCCAGGCGGCGCCGGGGGUCCGCGCCACGGAGAGCCACUCCUACAUCACCGUCAUGGGCUGCCUCAUGGACUACCAGUACAUCGAGGUCACGCACAGCAGCGCCCACAUUCUUGUUGCUCUCCUGGGCUUCGUUUACGCCUGCUACGUUGUUAGCGCUAUCACCGAGGAGGAGGACAGCUUUGAUUUUAUUGGUGGAUUUGACCCAUUCCCUCUCUACCAUGUCAAUGAGAAACCAUCUCACCUCCUCCUAAAGCCCAUGUACCCGUCUACGUAAAUAGGCGGCUGACCAGAAAAGAGGUGGCACAUCGGAUUCCCACGGAGAGAAAAUGGCUGUUUUGCAACAAACUUCCCAGCGCACAUUCCUCCCCUCCUUGAUUUCAGUGCUUUAAACAUGUCAUUUACUGCCGUCCUGCCCAGAAAAGCCAACGCCGUCACUUAGGGUCCAUUGUUUUCUAGGGAGAGAUGGAUUCAGGCAACGGGGGGAUUACAGCGUAACAAAGCCUCAUAUUGUGUAUUUAGGGACGUUCUCUGCUGAGGUCCCGUCGUCGCUACCUGCCCAUAAUGCUCUAAUACUUCACAGGACCAUGACUCUACAGAACGCGUAUAGCAUAAAAAUACAAUGUCCGUGUAAUGAGGAGCUGCCCAGCACUCCCACUCUGUGGUGCCGUGUCUUAGAAGACUCAGUGAUUUAGCAUCUUAUUGCUGGUUUGGCUCAGAUCGUGGCCAGAGGGCUAAAUUACAGUGGAGCCUGUGGAAUGAGCUAUUGUGUGCUGCCUGUUUACUUUAGGCCAGGAUCUGUAUGCAUAAAUACACAAGCCAAGCAGGAAGAGGCAGGGGGAUGGAGGGGGGGGUGAACAAAAGCACUGAACCUACAGGGGCAUCUGUCAAAAAUAGAAAAUGUAAAAAUUGGAACAAGGGGAAAGAAGAUUUGGGGGUUUGGAGUUUGAGAAGCACACGCUGCAUCAUGGGAGCCGUACUUUCAUAUCCAGGGUCUUAAUAUUGUGCUUUACUUCAUAUCUGAAGUGUCAGGUGUUCGAGUCAGACCUCUGAAGCCGUACACAUAUUUGUAAUCUUCCGGCUGCACAGAGCAGCGUUGAGUUUGGGUCUUUGUUGAGUGUAGGUAGCAUGACUGUACCUGCGUGGACCAGAGCUGUGUCUCAUGUCAGUUCAGCGGUUUAGAUGCUCCGUGGUGAUAGUUCUGGUUGUGACUCUUUUAUAGCAUGUUUCUGCAGAGUUUGUAUUGUAAUUAUGUGUUUAAAACAUGACGUAAUGAGAAAAAAUAAGUGAGAUCUUUAUCUGUGUAUGAGCCGCUCAACCUGUAAACAUCCACUGAGUAGAUUAUUACUCUGCUUUAUUCUAUUCUGAUACAGAAGCAUAGACUCCACCUCUCACUGAACCUCAGCUCCCCUGUUGCUUUACGGUUUGUGUGUCCACUCUGCCCCCUGGUGUUUAAAGCGUUUGUGUACAGGUUCCAAAGUCUGAGUUUUGAUUCGCAUCCGUGUUUUUUGUUUGCUGAGACAGUAAACCAUAAAAUGGUGAUAAUGGGAAUAAUGACAACUGAUUUUAAAUACACGAGGUCUCUGGUGAGUUGAGUGAUGCUCAGCAGAUUCACAUCUUCAUUCAGAAAGUCAUGUGUUUGAUUGCAAUAUGUUGGGUCCAAUUAUAACUAAUCUGUAGUAAAUAAUGAAGGUCUCCUGCUGGGCGCUAGUGUUGGGCUGGAAGCUGUUGUGUUUCUAGUCUGACCUCUUCUUCAGGACGAUCACUGACGACCCCCUCUGACCGUAGACUAGUUGUGUGUGGCUGAGUAACGCACCCAUGUUGUAACAUAUAAACUAGUCUUCCUCUCAGUGCAAUACAGCCUCACUGGAAAUACCUGAAACCAUACUGCUUCACAAACCUCCUGUAGAUAAUUCUUUUCCUUUGUAUGAGAUAGAUUGUUUUGUAUUUUCUAUCCUAUGUUGUCCUCAAACCCGUGUGACCUUAUUGUGUAAACCUUUUUUGUCCAAAACUGUGCUGUUCAUGUAAAUAGGUGUUUGUUAAUAAAAGAAUGUGCUUUUAA